AUGUAUGGAAGUGCAAGAACAAUCAGCAACUUAGAAGGAAGUCCCUCCAGGUCUCCUCGUUUGCCAAGAUCUCCUCGCCUGGGCCACAGGCGAACAAAUAGCGGAGGAGGAGGAGGAACAGGUAAGACACUAUCAAUGGAGAACAUCCAGUCCCUUAAUGCAGCCUAUGCAACAUCUGGACCAAUGUAUCUGAGUGAUCAUGAAGGUGUAGCUUCUACUACUUUCCCAAAGGGCACAAUGACUCUUGGAAGGGCUACAAAUCGAGCUGUAUAUGGUGGUCGAGUCACAGCUAUGGGGAGCAGUCCUAAUAUUGCUUCAGCUGGACUUUCCCACACAGAUGUCCUUUCUUAUACUGAUCAGCAUGGAGGUCUGACUGCAUCUUCACACCAUCAUCACCAUCAGGUUCCUUCGAUGCUGAGACAGGUUAGAGAUAGUACUAUGUUAGACCUGCAGGCUCAGCUUAAGGAACUGCAGAGGGAGAAUGAUCUUCUGAGAAAAGAACUAGAUAUUAAGGACAGCAAGCUGGGAUCCUCCAUGAAUAGCAUCAAAACUUUCUGGAGUCCUGAGCUAAAGAAAGAGAGAGUAUUGAGGAAAGAAGAAGCAGCCAGAAUGUCAGUUCUUAAAGAGCAAAUGAGAGUUUCCCAUGAAGAAAAUCAGUUUUUGGAUGCCAGGAGAACAAAGCAUCUGCAAAUGACAAUCCAGGCACUUCAGGAUGAGCUUAGAACCCAGAGAGACCUUAACCAUCUUCUCCAGCAAGAAAGUGGAAACCGAGGAGCUGAGCAUUUUACCAUUGAGCUCACAGAGGAGAAUUUUCGAAGACUUCAAGCAGAACAUGAUAGACAGGCUAAAGAACUCUUCCUCUUGAGAAAAACUCUGGAAGAGAUGGAGCUAAGGAUUGAAACACAAAAGCAAACACUAAAUGCUAGAGAUGAAUCAAUAAAAAAGCUUUUGGAAAUGUUGCAAAGUAAAGGUUUACCAUCCAAAGGAAUGGAAGAUGACAAUGAGAGAACUCGAAGGAUGGCAGAGGCUGAAUCUCAGGUUAAUCAUUUAGAAGUGAUUUUAGACCAGAAGGAGAAGGAAAACAUCCAUCUUAGAGAGGAAUUACAUAGAAGAACCCAACUACAGCCUGAGCCAGCAAAGACAAAAGCUCUUCAGACAGUUAUUGAAAUGAAGGAUACAAAAAUAGCUUCACUUGAACGCAAUAUAAGAGAUCUGGAAGAUGAGAUACAGAUGUUAAAGACCAAUGGGGUUCUGAAUACAGAGGACCGAGAAGAAGAAAUCAAACAAAUAGAGGUUUACAAGAGUCACUCAAAGUUCAUGAAAAAUAAGAUUGACCAACUGAAACAAGAACUCUCUAAGAAAGAAUCAGAACUUCUUGCCUUACAGACUAAGCUUGAAACCCUUAGCAAUCAGAAUUCAGAUUGCAAGCAACACAUUGAAGUGCUUAAAGAGUCACUUACUGCCAAAGAACAGAGAGCUGCCAUACUUCAGACAGAGGUUGAUGCCUUGAGGUUACGAUUGGAAGAAAAAGAAACCUUUCUCAAUAAAAAAACAAAACAACUUCAAGACCUCACAGAAGAGAAAGGAACACUGGCUGGAGAGAUUCGAGAUAUGAAAGAUAUGUUGGAAGUAAAAGAAAGAAAAAUUAAUGUCCUUCAGAAAAAGAUUGAAAACCUACAGGAACAACUUAGGGACAAAGACAAACAACUAACCAAUCUAAAAGACAGAGUGAAAUCAUUGCAGACGGAUUCUAGUAACACAGACACAGCACUAGCAACCUUAGAAGAAGCUCUGUCAGAGAAGGAAAGAAUAAUAGAGCGCUUGAAGGAGCAAAGGGAACGAGAUGACAGAGAAAGACUUGAAGAAAUUGAAUCUUAUAAAAAAGAAAAUAAGGACCUGAAGGAGAAAGUUAAUGCUUUACAGGCUGAACUGACAGAAAAAGAGUCUAGUUUAAUCGAUCUCAAAGAACAUGCAUCUUCAUUGGCAUCAGCAGGGCUGAAAAGAGACUCCAAACUUAAGUCUUUAGAAAUAGCCAUAGAACAAAAGAAAGAAGAGUGUAGUAAGUUGGAAGCACAAUUGAAAAAGCAAGCUGAACAGUUGUUCAAUCAGAUGUACAAUCCAAUGCCAAUUAGGAAUAAUGGGAAGCAAGGGGCUCAUGAAGCUGAAGAGGAGGCACGGAUGAAUCCAGAAUUUGCAGACAGAAUGAAACAACUUGACAAAGAGGCUUCAUACUAUAGAGAAGAAUGUGGCAAAGCUCAGGCUGAAGUUGACAGACUUCUAGAAAUACUCAAGGAAGUAGAGAAUGAGAAGAAUGACAAAGAUAAGAAAAUUGCUGAGUUAGAAAGCUUGACUUCCAGACAUAUGAAGGACCAAAACAAGAAGGUUGCCAAUCUGAAGCACAAUCAGCAAAUGGAGAAAAAGAAGAAUGCACAGUUGUUGGAAGAAGUUCGUAGACGAGAGGAUAAUAUGAUGGACAACUCUCAACAUUUACAAGUAGAAGAACUGAUGAAUGCCUUGGAAAAGACUAGACAAGAGUUAGAUUCUACCAAAGCCCGUCUUGCCUCAACACAGCAGUCUUUGGCUGAGAAGGAAGCGCAUCUGGCUAACCUAAGAAUAGAGCGGAGAAAACAGCUUGAAGAAAUUCUAGAAAUGAAACAGGAAGCAUUGCUUGCUGCAAUUAGUGAAAAAGAUGCAAACAUUGCCUUGCUUGAACUGUCUGCUUCAAAGAAAAAGAAGACUCAGGAGGAAGUAAUGGCUCUUAAACGAGAGAAGGACAGAUUAGUACAUCAGUUAAAACAGCAGACACAAAACAGAAUGAAACUGAUGGCAGAUAAUUAUGAUGAUGAUCAUCACCACUACCACCACCACCACCAUCACCACCACCACCGAUCUCCUGGGAGGCCACAACACUCCAACCACAGACCCUCUCCAGACCAGGCAGAAGAUUUCUCUGUGUCUAGUGUGUGUCCUCAGUAUUUCUGA
This is a messenger RNA of Rhea pennata, 2982 nucleotides long. It is a transcript of the gene ERC2, whose product is annotated as ELKS/RAB6-interacting/CAST family member 2. Gene Ontology annotation, molecular function: structural constituent of presynaptic active zone. The coding region runs from base 1 to 2982 and encodes 993 amino acids. The record is from RefSeq and is a predicted model, not a curated record. The transcript has 19 exons. NCBI's taxonomy places the organism in Eukaryota, Metazoa, Chordata, Aves, Rheiformes, Rheidae. Gene Ontology annotation, cellular component: cytoskeleton of presynaptic active zone. Gene Ontology annotation, biological process: maintenance of presynaptic active zone structure; regulation of synaptic plasticity; neuromuscular synaptic transmission.